AUGGCGGAGCUGCAGCUGGACCCGGCGAUGGCGGGGCUGGGAGGAGGUGGCGGCAGUGGGGUGGGCGAUGGGGGCGGCCCGGGCCGCGGGCCCCCCAGCCCACGCCCGGCUGGCCCCAUGCCCCGCGGACACGGCCGCCCCUCCGCCGCCGUCGCGCAGCCGCUGGAUCCGGGUCCCGGACCACCCGAGCGGGCAGGGGGCGGCGGCGCGGCCCGCUGGGUCCGGCUGAACGUGGGCGGCACCUACUUCGUGACCACCAGACAGACCCUAGGCCGGGAGCCCAAGUCUUUCCUCUGCCGCCUCUGCUGCCAGGAGGACCCGGAGCUGGACUCAGACAAGGACGAGACAGGGGCGUAUCUGAUUGACAGGGACCCCACCUACUUUGGUCCUAUCCUAAACUACCUCCGCCAUGGGAAGCUCAUCAUUACUAAGGAGUUGGCAGAAGAAGGUGUACUGGAAGAAGCCGAGUUUUACAACAUCGCGUCUCUCGUGCGGCUGGUUAAGGAAAGGAUACGGGACAAUGAGAACAGAACUUCACAAGGCCCCGUGAAGCACGUGUACAGAGUCCUGCAGUGUCAGGAGGAAGAGCUCACACAGAUGGUCUCCACUAUGUCUGACGGUUGGAAAUUCGAACAGCUGAUCAGCAUCGGAUCUUCCUAUAACUAUGGAAAUGAAGAUCAGGCAGAAUUCCUCUGUGUCGUCUCCAGAGAACUAAAUAAUUCUACCAAUGGUAUCGUCAUAGAGCCGAGUGAAAAGGCAAAGAUUCUUCAGGAGAGAGGAUCACGGAUGUAAACUGAGAAUCUGAGAUGCCAGAAUCGUACAUGUCAAGAGAGCAAUCCUGCAGAGCACCUCUGUGAAUUCGAUCUCGCUCCUGUACAGUAACCACACUACUGCAAAGCAGAGCUGAGCCUGGCCCCCGAGUGGAGACAUGUUCUGGUCAAAACCAAAGGAAUCCCACCCCCACCCACAGGACUCCGAAGACAGAUGCAACUUCUGGCUGCAGAGUACUUUUUCAGAAACUUGCUUUUGUUUCCUUAGCCCAUAUUGUAACAGAUCUUUGCAACAGCAGCUGGACUGGGAUCCCAGUUGGAGCCUUUUGGGAAUCUGGGAGAAGGGGGAGGACAGCCUACCUCCUCAAAAUGGCUUGGAGCAAAGGAAGGACUGUCCCCGAGCUGUGCCAUGGUUUCACCCUAGCGUGCCACACUGGGCGUUGGCAGCUGCUUUGGAACUCUGUCUUUUCUCCCUUCUGUGAACCCUCAGAGUCAUGCAGCAGAUGCAGAGGGUUCCAGCUGCAGCUUGUCGAAUCGAGGUUUUAGAUAAGGGGUAGAGUUGCCGGAGUACCCCAUGUUCCUAUGAACAGAGCCUCUGUGAGGAGAGGGAGGAUCAGGUGUCCUUUGUUGUGGUUGGAGUUUGGAUUCAGAGCACCAAGCUGCCACCACGUGGAGCUUUGCCUCGGUUGUCUGCAGCAGCCAGGACCCUCUGGCGAACUUGCUUUCUCCCCAUGAGGAGGUUUGAGUCAGAGACAGACAGACAGACAGACGGGAGCGUGCGGUAGUUGGUAUAACUGCAUCUGCAGCCUUUUCUUACCCCACGUUGACCCUGUCUUCCUUCCCUGGCUUUUUAAACUGGACCAAAGAUGAAGGGACUUUGUGGACCCUCUUAUGGCUUGGGGCGGGGAGGGGAGUUCCUUUGAAAGUUGCCAAAUGUAUUCUGUUGUAUCUAAGAGAGCUGUAAUUUCUGUGACUGUCUCUUGGAAAUGCCUUGACUGAAUGUGCAAUAUUUGCGUCUUCUUGGUUUCUAACCUUGGCAAACCCGCCCACAGCGGUGUCAGUGACUCCUCAGUGUCCCCAGUAGCGUAUAUGUGCCUGCUGGGCAGUCUGGGACCCCCCGCGUCUCUCACCCACCCUCACCAUUAUUUGUUUCUGUAGAUGCCAUGUUGCUGAGGGUCCAGUGCUUGUUUGACCACGGUGUAGCGAAGCCCUCCUUUGGGCUGUGACCACAGAGCUUGUGUCCGCACUUUCUCUCUGAGGUUUUGAGUCUUGGUGACUAGUUACGGAAUGCAAAAGAGCCAGAGAAUCCUUAUUUUUCCCUAGACAACCUUCCCUGGUGUGACAAGUGGUAGGCAGAAGGCCAGGCACUGCUGGGCGCCUUCACAGCUGAGGUUCUCUGUGCUCCACAGCUUGAGUGCUUGCUUGGUGGGUCUAGGGCAGUAAUUUCUAGAAAUGACUGUAGCAUAUGCCAAGUGUCUUUUGAGCUUGUGACCUGACUGUGCCCAGAUGGCUUAACUUUUCUCUAGGAUUCUCACUUUUUUCCUUAUUUCUCUGUAUCUGUAGAGUAACAUAGACGUGUGCGUGCAGAGGUUUCUGCUGAUACAUUUGUGUUACACACCGCCGUAAGUAUACACGUCAGCGCCUCAGAAGUCUGGUGCGUGCCCAGUAUUUUUACAGCUGUAAAAUGGUAGAUGAACUCCCACCUGCAGUAAAAGCAGCCACCCCUUCAAAAGGGUUACAGGCAUCCAUCCUGCCAGAUCUUUCAGGGAAAAAAAAGAUUGGGGUGGUUCAAGGAAAAGUAGAGAUAGCAGGGAAAGCUGCUCUAAGCAGAGCAGCACAGGGGACUUGGGAAGUGGUGCCCUUUGGCCAAGUCCAAUGAGCAACGUCAGAAUGACUAGGAGGAUAAGCAGCUUGUCUUGGGGCCUUGGGCCCGAUUAGCUUCAUUCAGGCCGUCCUGCUUCCGUGAGGCGUACCUG
Molecule: messenger RNA, 2746 nt
Organism: Propithecus coquereli (Coquerel's sifaka)
Lineage: Eukaryota; Metazoa; Chordata; Mammalia; Primates; Indriidae
Gene: KCTD2
Product: potassium channel tetramerization domain containing 2
Exons: 6
Coding region: 1-792 (263 amino acids)
Biological process (GO): proteasome-mediated ubiquitin-dependent protein catabolic process; protein homooligomerization
Cellular component (GO): cytoplasm; Cul3-RING ubiquitin ligase complex
Molecular function (GO): cullin family protein binding
Source: RefSeq, a predicted model, not a curated record